This is a messenger RNA of Closterium sp. Naga37s-1, 393 nucleotides long. The record is from the annotation of a GenBank genome assembly. NCBI's taxonomy places the organism in Eukaryota, Viridiplantae, Streptophyta, Zygnematophyceae, Desmidiales, Closteriaceae.
AUGAAGAACGUGCCGCGAUGUGACAUUCCGGAAGGGAACCCGAGAAAGCCUCCGCACCCCGUGGAGCUGCAGUGGAUUGCGGAGGCGUGGGAUCAAGUCCCCACGAAUGUCAUCAUUGACGCGUUCCGCCACUGUGGGAUUUCAAGCAAGCUGGACGAGACCGAGAACCACCUGGCGUUGUCUCACCUGCGCGCGAGGAGCACCACCGAUGUCUCCGAAGACAUGUGCCUCGGGGGGACCACGGGCGAAAACACGGGCCUGCUUGGGCAGGCUCUGGAGGAGGAGGAGGAGGACGAGGAGGAGGAGGAGGAGGAGGAGGAGGAGGAGGAGGAGAUGCGGGUUGAGGGCAUCAGGGAGGUCGGCGUGGCAACAGGGCUGGAGGUGCUGUACUAG